Cynocephalus volans (Philippine flying lemur) is the source of this 3106-nucleotide messenger RNA. It is a transcript of the gene ZNF281, whose product is annotated as zinc finger protein 281. The transcript has 2 exons. NCBI's taxonomy places the organism in Eukaryota, Metazoa, Chordata, Mammalia, Dermoptera, Cynocephalidae. The record is from RefSeq and is a predicted model, not a curated record. Gene Ontology annotation, molecular function: DNA-binding transcription factor activity, RNA polymerase II-specific. Gene Ontology annotation, biological process: regulation of transcription by RNA polymerase II. Gene Ontology annotation, cellular component: nucleus. The coding region runs from base 91 to 2796 and encodes 901 amino acids.
UUUAAUUCCAUUGUGGAGAGGACGGCGUUAUUUUUAUUAACUGGAGGCGACGGCGGCUGCGGCGGCGGCGGGACCCGCCUCCUCCGGGGUAUGAAAAUCGGCAGUGGGUUCCUGAGUGGCGGCGGUGGUACCGGCAGUAGCGGUGGUAGCGGCUCCGGCGGCGGCGGUAGUGGCGGCGGCGGCGGCGGCAACAGCAGCAGCAGCAGCGGCAGCAGGAGGGCAGAGAUGGAACCCACCUUUCCCCAGGGUAUGGUUAUGUUCAACCACCGGCUUCCCCCGGUCACCAGCUUCACCCGGCCGGCGGGGUCGGCCGCCCCUCCCCCGCAGUGCGUGUUAUCCUCCUCUACCUCCGCAGCCCCGGCCGCUGAGCACCCCCCUCCGCCAGCCCCGGACAUGACUUUCAAGAAGGAGCCGGCGGCGUCAGCCGCGGCCUUCCCCUCGCAGAGGACCUCCUGGGGAUUCUUGCAGUCUUUGGUUAGCAUCAAACAGGAGAAACCCGCAGAUCCCGAGGAGCAGCAGUCCCACCACCACCAUCACCACCACCACUAUGGAGGGCUGUUCGCUGGGGCUGAAGAGAGAUCUCCAGGCCUAGGAGGCGGGGAAGGGGGGAGCCACGGCGUCAUCCAGGACCUCAGUAUUCUCCACCAGCAUGUCCAGCAGCAACCAGCCCAGCACCACCGUGACAUAUUACUCAGCAGCAGCAGUAGUAGGACUGAUGACCACCACGGCAACGAGGAGCCAAAGCAGGACGCUAAUGUCAAAAAGGCGAAGAGGCCAAAGCCAGAAUCUCAGGGAAUCAAAGCCAAGAGGAAGCCAAGUGCAUCUUCCAAACCUUCUUUGGUUGGAGAUGGAGAAGGUGCCAUCCUCUCCCCAAGUCAGAAACCUCAUAUCUGUGAUCACUGUAGUGCUGCUUUCCGAAGCUCCUAUCACCUGCGGAGACAUGUCCUCAUUCAUACAGGAGAAAGACCUUUCCAGUGCAGCCAGUGUAGUAUGGGUUUCAUUCAGAAAUACCUAUUGCAGAGACAUGAGAAAAUUCAUAGUAGAGAAAAGCCAUUUGGAUGUGAUCAGUGUAGCAUGAAGUUUAUUCAGAAGUACCAUAUGGAGAGACACAAGAGGACACAUAGUGGAGAAAAGCCAUAUAAGUGUGACACUUGCCAACAGUAUUUUUCAAGGACUGAUAGAUUGUUGAAGCACAGGCGCACAUGUGGUGAAGUCGUAGUUAAGGGAGCCGCUAGUGCAGAACCUGGGUCAUCAAACCAUAACAAUAUGGGUAAUCUGGCUGUGUUGUCUCAGGGAAAUACAAGUUCUUCAAGGAGAAAAACGAAGUCCAAAAGCAUAGCUAUUGAAAAUAAGGAGCAUAAGACUGGUAAAACAAAUGAAUCACAAAUUUCAAAUAAUGUAAACAUGCAGAGUUACUCAGUAGAAAUGCCUACAGUAUCUUCCAGUGGAGGCAUAAUUGGCACUGGUAUGGAUGAACUACAGAAAAGGGUGCCAAAAUUGAUCUUUAAGAAAGGAAGCAGAAAGAAUACAGAUAAAAACUACCUGAAUUUUGUGUCACCAUUACCAGACAUAGUUGGACAGAAAUCCUUGUCCGGGAAACCAAGUGGCUCACUUGGCAUAGUAUCAAAUAAUAGUGUGGAGACCAUUAGUCUUCUCCAAAGUACAAGUGGCAAACAAGGUCAAAUAAGUAGUAAUUAUGAUGAUGCCAUGCAGUUUUCAAAGAAAAGAAGAUACUUACCAACUGCCAGCAGCAACAGUGCCUUUUCUAUAAAUGUAGGACACAUGGUCUCCCAACAGUCCGUCAUUCAGUCUGCAGGUGUCAGUGUUUUAGACAAUGAGGCACCAUUGUCGCUUAUUGACUCCUCAGCUCUAAAUGCUGAAAUUAAGUCUUGUCAUGACAAGUCUGGAAUUCCUGAUGAGGUUUUACAGAGUAUUUUGGAUCAAUACUCUAAUAAAUCAGAAAGCCAGAAAGAGGAUCCUUUUAAUAUAACAGAACCACGGGUGGAUUUACACACCUCAGGAGAACACUCAGAAUUGGUUCAAGAAGAAAAUUUGAGCCCAGGCACCCAAACACCUUCAAAUGAUAAAGCAAGCAUGUUGCAAGAAUACUCCAAAUACCUCCAACAGGCUUUUGAAAAAUCCACUAAUGCAAGUUUUACGCUUGGACAUGGUUUCCAAUUUGUGAGUUUGUCUUCACCGCUUCACAACCAUACUUUAUUUCCAGAAAAACAAAUAUACACUACAUCUCCUUUGGAGUGUGGUUUCGGCCAAUCUGUUACCUCAGUGUUGCCAUCUUCAUUGCCAAAGCCUCCUUUUGGGAUGUUGUUUGGAUCUCAACCAGGUCUUUACUUAUCUGCUUUGGAUGCUACACAUCAGCAGUUGACACCUUCGCAGGAGCUGGAUGAUCUGAUAGAUUCUCAGAAGAACUUAGAGACUUCAUCAGCCUUCCAGUCCUCAUCUCAGAAAUUGACUAGCCAGAAGGAACAACAGAAAAACUUAGAGUCCUCAACAAGCUUUCAGAUUCCAUCUCAGGAGUUAGCUAGCCAGAUAGAUCCUCAGAAAGACAUAGAGCCUAGAACAACGUACCAGAUUGAGAACUUUGCACAAGCAUUUGGUUCUCAGUUUAAGUCGGGCAGCAGGGUGCCAAUGACCUUUAUCACUAACUCUAAUGGAGAAGUGGACCAUAGAGUAAGGACUUCAGUGUCAGAUUUCUCAGGGUAUACAAAUAUGAUGUCUGAUGUAAGUGAGCCAUGUAGUACAAGAGUAAAGACACCCACCAGCCAAAGUUACAGGUAAGGUCCCAAAAGUGACCAGGCUGGGGGUCUUCUAAUGUAAUUUUGUUUUAUUUUGAGAACACUGCCAUUGGAAUGUUUCUACACGAUCCUAUUAAGAAUAAUGUAAUGCCCUUUCAAUGCAACUUUUCAUAUUUAGUUUAUUUUGUUAGCGUGAUUUUAGCUCUGUUUGUAUUAUGAUUUUUAAUCAAAAUCAAUAGAUUAAAAAUAGUUUGACAUUCAAAGUGACAAUGUUUAGCAAUCAAAUUUACAUGUAUAGAUCGUCAGGGAAUAGCCCAAAAGUUAAAUGCAAAAAAAAAAAAAAAAAAAAAAAA